AUGGCUGGACUCCCCUGGCCGAUAGUCUACUUCGGGAUCGCUGCCUAUACGAUCACCCGGUCCACUGUUGCGAUGUUCUUUCUUCUAUCCAUCAUUGCAACGGUGGCCAAAGUGCUUUACAGUGUGGCCUUGUAUCCCAAGUUUUUCACUCCCCUCAAACACAUCCCGACACCACCACGCCGGUCGUGGCUCACGGGAAAUACAAGCUCCUAUUACAUCGAGACGCCAUACGAGGAGAUGCGAGAUUGGAUCGUAUCCGUCCCCAACAACGGCCUGAUCCGGUACUACAUGACAGGAAAUCUCGAGCGGAUACUACUGACCAGCCCCAAGUCCCUGGGCGAGCUGCUGGUGCACAAGGUGUAUGAGUUCCCGAAACCUGAAAUUAUUCGCGCCAGUCUUUCCCGCGUCACCGGUCUCAACGGUUUACUCCUGGUCGAGGGAGAGGAACACAAGAGACAAAGGAAAAACCUCAUGCCGGCGUUCUCGUACCGCCACAUCAAAGACCUCUACCCUAUCUUCUGGGAGAAGAGUAUCGAAAUGGUCAGAUGCAUCGAGGACGACCUGCAGAAACGGGCGGACUACACGACCACUAUAGGAACCUGGGCCAGCCGGACUACUUUAGAUAUCAUCGGAGUGGCGGGGAUGGACCAUGAUUUCUCGACUCUCCGCGACCCGGAGAACGACCUCCACAGGAGUUACCAGAAGCUCUUGAGCGAACCUCCCCCGUUUAUGAAGCUGAUCUAUGUCCUGGCAAUGUGUAUCGGCAAACCCGAUCUCGUGAACCAGCUGCCAUUCCGAAGGAACAGGGAAAUCAAGGAAGGUUCGGAGAUUAUCCGCAACGUCGCGCGGCAGAUGAUUCGGAAAAAGCAAGAAAAGCUAGACAACACGGACGACAGCUCGUCAGCCUCGAGCGAGGUCGACAUUAUCUCAGUAGCUCUGAAAAGUGGAAGCUUUACGGAAGACGAGCUCAUCGACCAAAUGAUGACUUUCCUAGGCGCGGGACACGAAACGACCUCGACGGCUCUGCAGUGGGCCGCCUACGCUCUCUGCAAACACCCAGAAGUGCAGACUCGUCUGCGCGAAGAAGUCCGUACUCAUUUGCCGUCCAUCUCGACCACCGACCAAGACCGACAGCCUAUCUCGGCCGCUGCCAUCGACGCCCUUCCCUACCUCAGCGCCGUCUGCAAUGAAGUCCUACGUUUCCACCCCUCUAUACCUACCACUGUGCGCAUUGCCGGUCGAGACACCACGCUGGUAGGCACGACCAUCCCCAAAGGAACUUUGUUCCUGAUUGUGGCCAAUGUCAUAAACCACAGUAAAGAGCUCUGGGGUGCAGACGCGGACGUCUUCAAUCCAGACCGAUGGUUGGGGCCCGGACGCGCUAACACCGGUGGCGCCAGCAGUAACUAUGCGUUUUUGAGCUUCCUACACGGUCCGCGCGGCUGCAUUGGUCAGGGGUUCUCCAAGGCGGAGCUGGCUUGUCUGAUUGCCGUCUUGGUCGGCAGGUUUCAAAUGGAAUUAGUGAAUCCAGAUGCGAAAUUGGAAGUGCGACUCAGUGCCACGAUAUGUCCAAAAGAUGGGGUUCCUGUUCGACUGACUGCAUUGGAGGGGUGGUGA
This is a messenger RNA of Aspergillus tanneri, 1617 nucleotides long. Its product is annotated as cytochrome P450. Gene Ontology annotation, molecular function: oxidoreductase activity, acting on paired donors, with incorporation or reduction of molecular oxygen; iron ion binding; monooxygenase activity. NCBI's taxonomy places the organism in Eukaryota, Fungi, Ascomycota, Eurotiomycetes, Eurotiales, Aspergillaceae. The coding region runs from base 1 to 1617 and encodes 538 amino acids. The transcript is spliced from 3 exons. The record is from RefSeq and is a predicted model, not a curated record.